This is a messenger RNA of Fomitopsis serialis, 1935 nucleotides long. RefSeq lists its product as uncharacterized. Gene Ontology annotation, cellular component: fungal-type vacuole lumen. Lineage: Eukaryota; Fungi; Basidiomycota; Agaricomycetes; Polyporales; Fomitopsidaceae. Bases 110 to 1855 code for a protein of 581 amino acids. The transcript has 14 exons. Gene Ontology annotation, molecular function: metallocarboxypeptidase activity. The record is from RefSeq and is a predicted model, not a curated record.
CACCGGCUUGCUUUAUCCUCUCCAUCUUGAAUAUUACCGUCAUCGUACGCACCUCGUAGAAGCGGCCUGUGCAGACGUGUCCCAUAGCUGAUUAGUAUUCACCGUCAACAUGUGGACUGUUCUCAGAGUUGCUGCUUUGAAGGGGCUCGCUCUGGCGGUGUUAAUCCGCUUAUAUCUGCCAGCAAAGAUACCUUACAUCACGCUUUUGCUGAACUUCAAGUUCCUCCAUGUGCCUUUGCGCAAGCACGCGCCGAGUCUGUGUUCGCAAGGACCUCCGCUUGUUCCCCAAACACACGAGCAGCUAUGGAAUGCAACGGGGCGACAACUCAGCACGGAGGCCUUCGUGAACAGAACAGCCGACCUACUCAGCGGGGCUGUCCGCAUUCCCACGGAGGUGUACGACGUGAUGGGGCCUAUCGGCGAAGAUUCGCGUUGGGAAGCCUUCGCCCCGCUUCAUGACUAUCUCUGGCAAGCCUUCCCUCAGAUCCACACCACGCUUCUACUGACGAAAAUCAACACCUUCGGCCUCGUAUACGUGUGGCAAGGAUCGGACGACGCGCUGAAGCCUAUAUUGCUCACCGCGCACCAAGACGUGGUUCCUGUCGACCCAACGAGUAUCGCUAAUUGGACGCACUCGCCGUAUUCAGGACAUUUUGACGGUACGUACACGUGUCUGGGGCAGGGAAGUGCGGACGACAAGAAUGGCUUGAUCAGCAUUCUCGGUGGAGACCUCCUGGAACAUGAUUUUGUCCCUGCACGCACGGUCGUGCUUGCGUUCGGGUUCGACGAGGAAGCGACGGGUCUCCAGGGUGCAUACCGGAUCGGGCAACACCUGCUCCAAGUGUUCGGCGAGAACGCGUUCGCUAUGCUCGUCGACGAAGGCGACCCGAUUGAGGAUAGGUACGGCGCGCCCUUGGCACGCCUAGCGAUCUCAGAGAAGGGCUAUUUCGACCUUCAAAUCGAGGUCUCAGCUGCCGGUGGCCACUCAAGCAUUCCUCCAGCACACACUGCAAUCGGCCUGCUCUCCUCCCUCAUCGUCGCCUACGAGUCUUUCGCCCCGCCCGCCCGCCUCACACGCACCUCCGCCGCCUACACACACGCCCAAUGUCUCGCGGCGCACGCACCGCUUCUCCCUCCGGCCCUCCGUGCGGAUAUUCUCGCAGCGCGCACGUCUGACGCUGCCCUCCAGCGCGUGGAGAUGGCACUGUUUGAGGCAGACCCGGGGCUCGCGGCGGGCGGGCACACGACGGUGGCGGUGGACGUUGUGUGGGGAGGGACGGCGGGCGCAGUGGUGAAUCAUCGGGUGGCGGUCGAUAGCUCCGUAGCAGCGCUCAAGAACCACACCAUCGCCGUUCUCAGGCCCGUUGCAGAGUCGCUGAAUCUGACGGUCGACCCCUUCCCCGAGGACGAUGCAUCCUUGGCAGACGAACAUCGCGGCGUCCCCAGGCUCGGUCCUAGCGCAGGUCGCGUCGUACUCUCCGAUGCUUUUGAUACUGCACUGGAACCUGCACCUGUCUCCCCGACGGACAGCGAACAGUGGAGGAUCCUGGCGGGGACAAUCCGUGCAGCGUGGGGCGGGCCGCAUUCAGAGCACGACUCCGUGACUGAGGGUACGCGCGCCUCGCAAGGCUCUGGCGCGGAAGUGGUCGUCGUCCCGAGCCUACUCGCAGGAAUACCGUUCUACUGGAGGCUGACGCCGCAUAUCUUCCGGUAUAACCAUUAUUACGCGCGAGACGGACCUGCGGACGGGAACAUACACACGGUGAACGAAGCGUGCGAGGCGCAGGGGCUCGUAGGAAUGGUUCACUUUUUCAUUGGGUUGUUACUCAACGUGGACGAGACGAGGAGCAUGUGAGAAGUACGCAUCGUGAGUGAUAUUGACAGUCUAGACAAUUGCCAGUGCUUCCACCGCUUCCUUCAUUCGAAAUCAUCGAG